Hevea brasiliensis (rubber tree) is the source of this 1253-nucleotide messenger RNA. RefSeq names its product 1-aminocyclopropane-1-carboxylate oxidase. The transcript has 3 exons. The coding region runs from base 104 to 1060 and encodes 318 amino acids. The record is from RefSeq and is a predicted model, not a curated record. Lineage: Eukaryota; Viridiplantae; Streptophyta; Magnoliopsida; Malpighiales; Euphorbiaceae.
CAAGGAAAAUUCCCUUUCAGAGAGAGAGACAGAGAGAGAGAGGGAAAUUAAUUACAAAACAAUCAGAGCUUUUAGAGAGAGAGAGAGAGAGAGACAGAGAGAGAUGGAGUUCCCUGUCAUUAACCUUGAGAAGCUUAAUGGUGAGGAAAGAGCUGUCACCAUGGCAAAGAUCAAAGAUGCCUGUGAAAAUUGGGGCUUCUUUGAGUUGCUGAACCAUGGAAUAGAGCCGGAGUUCUUGGACACAGUUGAGAGGAUGACAAAGGGUCACUACAGGAAAUGCAUGGAGCAGAGAUUUAAAGAAAUGGUGGCCAGCAAAGGCCUUGAGGGUGUCCAAACUGAGAUCAAAGAUAUGGACUGGGAAAGCACCUUCUUCCUCCGCCACCUCCCUGAGUCAAACAUUGCUCAAGUUCCUGAUCUCGAUGAUGAAUACAGGAAGGUGAUGAAGGAAUUUGCAGCAAAGUUGGAGAAACUGGCAGAGGAGCUCCUGGACUUGUUAUGUGAGAAUCUUGGACUUGAGAAAGGGUACCUGAAGAAGGCCUUUUAUGGGUCAGGGGGUCCAACCUUUGGCACUAAGGUUAGCAACUACCCACCAUGCCCCAAGCCAGACCUGGUCAAGGGUCUCAGAGCCCACACAGACGCUGGUGGGAUCAUCUUGCUGUUCCAGGAUGACAAGGUCAGUGGCCUUCAGCUCUUGAAAGAUGGGCAGUGGAUUGAUGUGCCGCCUAUGCGCCACUCCAUUGUUAUUAACCUAGGAGACCAGCUUGAGGUAAUAACCAACGGCAAGUACAAGAGUGUUGAGCACAGAGUUGUGGCUCAAACAGAUGGUACCAGGAUGUCCAUAGCUUCAUUCUAUAACCCUGGAAGUGAUGCAGUAAUCUACCCAGCACCAGCUUUGGUUGAGAAAGAAGCAGAGGAGAAGAAGCAAGUCUACCCAAAAUUUGUUUUUGAAGACUACAUGAAGCUGUAUGUGGGGUUGAAAUUCCAGGCUAAGGAGCCAAGAUUUGAAGCAAUGAAGGCUGUGGAAACUAAUGUCAAAUUGGGUCCCAUUGCUACAGCUUAAUUAUAGAUUAUUUUUAGUGGAAAGAGAGGAAUAUUUGGGAGUGUUCUAUUUAUUAUUAAUUAUUAAGUGAUAAUUUGUUGAGUCAUCUUCUUAACAAGAAAAAGAUGAUGUGUGCUUUACUUCUUGUAGUCUUUGUCAUCAGUUUGUUCUCUGUAGAAAUAGAUGAUAAUGAUAUUUAGUUUUUUAAGAAUAA